Molecule: messenger RNA, 5801 nt
Organism: Manduca sexta (tobacco hornworm)
Lineage: Eukaryota; Metazoa; Arthropoda; Insecta; Lepidoptera; Sphingidae
Product: mucin-12
Exons: 5
Coding region: 1-5727 (1908 amino acids)
Source: RefSeq, a predicted model, not a curated record
AUGUAUGGCACGCAAAUAGACAAAAUUGGUGAACAAUAUAAUAAUGUUAGAUUUUUUUUUGCAUUUGCAGGUGAGCCAGUAGAUACAUCUUACGAUGGAGAUGAUGUAUACGACGACGAUGACGAAUAUUUCGAUGAUGAUGGUAACGUAGAUGAUGGUGGCGAUGUUGGUGAUGAUGAUGAAAAUGAUGAUGAGCAAGUACCAAAUAAACAGAAACCAAACCGAACUCCAAAACCAAGUACUAAGCCAAGUGAGAAACCGAGUAGUAAACCAAGUCCAAAACCGUCUGAAAAACCCAGUCCUACACCGGGUGAUAAACUAAAACCAAAGCCGAGUCCGAAACCAACUGAAAAACCGAGCUCUAAUCCAAGUCUGACACCUGGCGAAGAGGCUAAUCCUAAACCUAACGAAAAACCUAGACCUAAGCCAAGUCCAAAACCGAGUGAAAAACCGAGCCCCAAACCGAGUGAUAAACCAGGUUCAAAAUCUGGAGGAGAACCAACUCCAAAGCCAAGCGAAAAGCCGAGCUCCAAACCAAGUCCGAAACCAAGUGGAAAACCUACUCCAAAACCAACGGGAAAGCCAUAUCCAAGACCUGGUGAAGAGCCAACUUCUAAACCAAAUGAAGAACCGUCUUCAAAACCAGGCAAUGACGCAACUCCAAAACCAAGUAGAAAUCCUUACCCAAAACCCAAUGAAAAACCUAGCUCGAAACCAAAUGAAGAACCGAGUAACCCUAGACCUUCGGAUGGUGAAGGGCCAGUGAGUAAAGAUACUGAUGAUGUCUAUUAUGAUGUUGUUGGUGGUGAUGUUUAUCCGGUUGAUGGUGACAUUGAUGAGGAUGACGAUGAUGAAGUUGAUGCUGAUGGACAAUUACCUGAAGAUUCUGAUGAGAAUGGACAAGAACCAGAUGAAUCUAAGCCCAACGAAGAAUCUAGCAAGGAAGUCGGUUCAAGGCCAAAACCGAGUCGAAAACCAAUGGACAAACCAACUGACAAACCCAGUCCAAAACCAACAUCCCCAAGGCCCAAUGAUAAACCUGGUUCAAAUACUGGUGAUUCAAAUACUCUUGAUGACAAAGGUGAUCACGACAGUGAUGACGGUAAUAACAAAUAUGAUAACGAGAGUGAUAAUGAUCACGAUGGUCCGAAACCGAGUCACAAACCAAGACCGAAGCCAACUGACAAACCAGGCCCAAAACCAACACGUAAACCUGGUCCGAAACCAAGUGACAAACCAGGUUCCAAUCCAAAUGACAAACCAGGUCCAAAACAAACUGACAAACCAGGAUCACAACCAAGCGAUAAACCAGGAUUAAAACCUAGUGAUCGGCCGGGGUCAGAACCAAGUGAUGAGUCGGGUUCAAAACCAACCAAUAAACCGGGACCUAAAUCAACUGAUCGGCCAGUUUCAGAACCAAGUGAUAAGCCUGGUUCAGAAUCAAGUGAUAAGCCUGGUUCAGAACCAAGUGAUAAGCCUGGUUCGAAACCAACUAACAAACCAGGCCCAAAAUCAACUGAUCGGCCGGAUUCAGAAACAAGUGAUAAGCCAGGUUCCAAACCAAGUCAUAAGCCUGGUUCAGAACUAAGUGACAAGCCUAGUUCCGAACCAACUAAUAAACCGGGACCAAAAUCAACGGAUCAGCCAGGUUCAGAACCAAUUGAUAAGCCGGGUUCAAAACCGACUAAUCAACCAGGACCAAAAUCAACAGACCGGCCGGAGUCAGGAUCAAGUGAUGAGCCGGGUUUAGAACCAACUAAUAGACCGGGCCCAAAAUCAACUGAUCGGCCGGAUUCCGAACCAAGUGAUAAGCCAGGUUCAGAACCAAGUGAUAAGCCAGGUUUAGAACCAAGGGACAAGCCUGGUUCAAAACCAACUAAUGAACCGGGACCAAAACAAACUGAUCAGCCAGGUUCAGAACCAAGUGAUAAGCCUGGUUCAAAACCAAGUGAUAAGCCAGGUUUAGAACCAAGGGACAAGCCUGGUUCAAAACCAACUAAUGAACCGGGACCAAAACAAACUGAUCAGCCAGGUUCAGAACCAAGUGAUAAGCCUGGUUCAAAACCAAGUGAUAAGCCAGCUUUAGAACCAAGGGACAAGCCUGGUUCAAAACCAACUAAUGAACCGGGACCAAAACAAACUGAUCAGCCAGGUUCAGAGCCAAGUGAUAAGCCGGCUUCAAAACCACCUGGCAAGCCAGGAACUAAACCAACUGAUAAACCAGGAUCAAGUUCAAGACCGGCGACAUCCCCGAACACACCCGACAAUCCUUCUGGAACAAAUAGCACGUCAACUCCAAACGAUAACUCGCCUGACGUAUAUUCUAAUGAGGAUGAUGACACAUCUCCAAGUGAUACAACUGAUGUUUCAUCUGAACCUGACGAUUCAAGCAACGCUGGUAAGCCUAGAAGAUCCCCUGGCAUUCGCCGUAAGCAUCGCCGUCAUAGAAGACCAGGGAAGAAAAUUAUCAGGAAGAGGAUUGAAACUGAUACUGGCACAACAGUUGUUAAGCGUACUGAUGGCACUAUAGUCACCGUUUACGAAGAUGAUUAUUACAUCCCAGACGACAAUUACGAUGAUGAUAGUGAGGAUGUGGACGAUGAUGAAACAAAUCCAAAUAAACCAAACACUAAGCCCAGAGGUGGAAAGGGUCCAAAACGGAAGCCAAGACGUAAACCACGUCGUAAGCCAUCUGACAACACAUCGCCAGGUUCAAAACCGAAUAAAAAGCCGUCUCCUAAACCAGGCGAAGAGCCUGCUCCAAAGCCGACUAGAGAGCCGAAACCGAGUGAAAAGCCAAGUCCUAAACCAAGUGAUAAACCAACUCCCAAACCUGAAAAAGAGGUGACUACCAACCCUGGUGGGAAACCGUCUACAAAAUCUGAUGAAGAACUAAAACCUAAACCUGGUGCGGAGCCUACUUCUCAACCUGGUGAAAAUUCUACUACAAAACCUAGCGAAAAGCCAACACAAAUACCAGGCGAAAAACCAACUGCGGAACCCUGUGAUGAGGCGUCUUUAAAACCUGACGGAAAACCAACUACAAAACCCGGCGAAGAGUCGAGCCCAAAACCAGAUGAAAAAUCAAAGCCAGGUGAAGAACUUACUCCUGACUCUUCGAAGUCAACUACUACUACUGGCAGUACACCUGGAUCAAAUGGAGGUUCUCCUACAACUGACGGCACCCCACGCGGCAGUACUCUUGGACCUAAUGAAGGUUCACCUACAACUGACGGCAGCCCCAGUGGCAGUACUCCUGGACCGAAUGGAGGUUCUCCUACAACUGACGGCAGCCCCAGUGGCAGUACUCCUGGACCGAAUGGAGGUUCUCCUACUACUGACGGCAUCCCCAGUGGCAGUUCUCCUGGACCGAAUGGAGGUUCUCCUACAACUGACGGCAGCCCCAGUGGCAGUACUCCUGGACCGAAUGGAGGUUCUCCUACAACUGACAACAGCCCCAGUGGCAGUACUCCUGGACCGAAUGGAGGUUCUCCUACAACUGACGGCAGCCUCAGUGGCAGUACUCCUGGACCGAAUGGAGGUUCUCCUACAACUGACAACAGCCCCAGUGGCAGUACUCCUGGACCGAAUGGAGGUUCUCCUACUACUGACGGCAGCCCCAGUGGCGGUACUCCUGGACCGAAUGGAGGUACUACACCUGGCGAUAGACCAACUGGCAGUUCCCUUGGACCGAAAGGAGGUUCUCCUACAACUGACAGCAGCCCCAGUGGCGGUACUCCUGGACCGAAUGGAGGUUCUCCUACUACUGACGGCAGCCCCAGUGGCAGUUCUCCUGGACCGAAUGGAGGUUCUCCUACAACUGACGGCAGCCUCAGUGGCAGUACUCCUGGACCGAAUGGAGGUUCUCCUACAACUGACAACAGCCCCAGUGGCAGUACUCCUGGACCGAAUGGAGGUUCUCCUACUACUGACGGCAGCCCUAGUGGCGGUACUCCUGGACCGAAUGGAGGUACUACACCUGGCGAUAGACCAACUGGCAGUUCCCUUGGACCGAAAGGAGGUUCUCCUACAACUGACAGCAGCCCCAAUGGCGGUACUCCUGGACCGAAUGGAGGUUCUCCUACUACUGACGGCAGCCCCAGUGGCAGUUCUCCUGGACCGAAUGGAGGUUCUCCUACAACUGACGGCAGCCUCAGUGGCAGUACUCCUGGACCGAAUGGAGGUUCUCCUACAACUGACAACAGCCCCAGUGGCAGUACUCCUGGACCGAAUGGAGGUUCUCCUACUACUGACGGCAGCCCUAGUGGCGGUACUCCUGGACCGAAUGGAGGUACUACACCUGGCGAUAGACCAACUGGCAGUUCCCUUGGACCGAAAGGAGGUUCUCCUACAACUGACAGCAGCCCCAAUGGCGGUACUCCUGGACCGAAUGGAGGUACUACACCUGGCGAUAGACCAAUUGGCAGUUCCCUUGGACCGAAUGGAGGGUCUCCUACAACUGACGGCAGCCCCAGUAGCAGUACUGCUGGACCGAAUGGAGGUUCUCCUACAACUGAUGGCAGCACAAGUGGCAGUUCUCAUGGACCAAAUGGAGGUUCUACACCUGGCAACAGUCCAACUGGCAGUACCCCUGGACCAAACGGAAGUUCCACACCUGGCGACAGCCCAACUGGCAAUUCCUCUGGACCGGAUGAAAAUUCUCCCACAACCGUUAGCAGCCCGAAAGGAGGUUCCCCUGGACCGGAUAGAAAUCCAAAAACUGAUGUUACGACUGACUCCGAACCAAACUCAGUCAACCAAUCCACGACAGAGUAUUCCCCUGGCAAACCAGAUGAUUCAACCAAUAGUCCCUCUGAACGAACUCCGAAAACUGGCAGAAAGCGCAGACCUGGUCGUAGACCUCGUAAACCCAAGCAUGGACGUCGUGUCAUCACCAAAACUGACUCCAGAUCUUCGUCUAAAGUAGUAACAGGCACACGCUCUGACACAGUAUAUACCGUCGAAACAGAAUUCGAACCGAUCGGAAACUCCGGAGAACCUGACUGCUUACCAGACGGCUCCGUUGGCAACCCUAGUGUAGGUUCUAGUCCAAGCCCUAACCCUGCAACUAUUACAAAACCAACGGAUAAACCAAGCUCAAAACCAUAUCCAGAGCCAAAUCCUGAACCGAGUACGGAACCUAAUUCCGAGCCAACUCCCAAAGCCAAUCCGGAGCCAACUUCCGAACCAAAUGCAGCAUCAACUACUGGACCAACUUCCGAACCAAAUGCUGCAUCAACUCCUAAACCAAGUGCCGGAUCAACUGCCGAACCAAAUGCUGCAUCAACUCCUAAACCAAGUGCUGGAUCAACUUCCGAACCGAAUGCUGCAUCAACUCCUGGACCAAGUUCUGGACCAACUUCCGAACCAAAUGCGGGAUCAACUCCUAAACCAAGUCCUGGAUCAACUCAUGAACCAAAUUCGGGGUCAUCUCCUGGACCAAAUUCUGGAUCAACUUCCGAACCAAAUGCUGCAUCAACUCCUAGACCAAAUUCUGGAUCAACUUCCGAACCAAAUGGGGCAUCAACCCCUGGACCCAGUCCUAGAUCAACUUCCGAACCAAAUGCAGUAUCAACUCCUAAACCAAGUGCUGGAUCAACUUCCGAACCAAAUGCGGGAUCAACUCCUAAAUCAAGUUCUGGAUCAACUCAUGAACCAAAUUCGGGGGUCAUCUCCUGGACCAAAUUCUGGAUCAACUUCCGAACCAAAUGCUGCAUCAACUCCUAGACCAAAUUCUGGAUCAACUUCCGAACCAAAUGGGGCAUCAACCCCUGGACCCAGUCCUAGAUCAACUUCCGAAC